AUGUUGAAUGCUUUAAAUAAAACUUGUUUAAAUAGAUAUAAAUAUUGCAAAACCAAUAUAAACCAAGUUUUCAAUCGCGCAAACUACACAAAUAAUAAUAAUAAUAAUAAUAAUAAUAACAGUUUAAAUAAUAAUAAAGAUUUCAAUAAAAUCAAAUUUAGUUUAAGUGAAAUUAAAGACGGAGGAAAAAUAUUGAAUCAAUAUACAUUUAAUGAUUUUAAUAAUACUAUAGAAUCAACAUCAUCAUCUAUUAAUAAUAAUAAUAAUAAUAAUAAUAAAUUUGAAUUAAUUAAAAACAAACAACAAAAACUAUUAACUACUCAAGAGAAAGAAUUAAAACUUGAUGAUAAUAAAUUAUUUGACUCAAUAAAAAAAUUAUUUUUACCAAAAGGAUAUCCAUCAACAGUUACCAGUGAUUAUAUAGGAUACCAAAAAUGGAUGUUUAUUCAAAAUGUAAUUGGUUCAACAACCUAUGUUUUAAGUACACAUGCAUUAUUAACAUCUGUGAUUGGAAUUAGUAGUACAUCAGCUUUACCAUUUGCAGCUGCAAUCUCUUGGGUUUUAAAAGAUGGUUUGGGUGCCACUGCAUUGGUUUUAUUUGCAAAUAAAUAUAGUACACUAUUUGAUUAUGAUAUUAAAAAAUAUAAAUUUAGGGGUGAUUUAUUACAUAAUUUUGGUGUUUUGUUAGAAAUGUUUACACCAUUUUUCCAACAAUUUUUUUUACCAUUGGCAUCAAUUUCAAAUUUAUCAAAAGGUUUAGCAGGUUUAAUUUAUGGCAGUACUAGAGCAAGUUUAAAUAGAAGUUUUUCAUUAAAAGAGAAUAUUGGUGAUAUUACAGCUAAAUAUCAAUCACAAAGUAUGGCAGCCUAUUUAUCUGGUAUGGCUAUUGGAUCUAGUAUUGGAAUGAUUUUAUCUGUAUUUCCAUUAACUUCAGUUUCAAAUUUAUCAAUGGUUUUCGGUUUAUCCUUUAUUCAUAUUUUUUGUGGUAUAAAUGCAAUUAAAUCAAUUGAUUUAAAAACAUUAAAUCAACAAAGAACUUCAAUUUUAAUUGAUAAUUGGUUAAAAUCCAAUUUAAUUUUAACUUCAAAAAUUGUAAAUCAAGAAGAAAAAUUUAUUACAAAUGAUAAAUAUUUAAAACCAAAUAUAAAAUUAGGAUGUACAAUUGAAGAAUCAUUUGAAUAUGAUUAUCAAUUAAAUGAAGCAUUAAAUAUUGCAAAUUCAAAUUCAAAUAAUGAUUAUUUAAUUAGUAUAAAACUUGGCAAAAAUAAAAAUUGUGAUGAUUCAAUUAUUAGAAUUUUAUAUUUUGAUAAAAAACAAACCACCACCACCAAUAAUAUGACAACAAAUAUGACAACAGAUUUAAUUAAUGAUUUAGCCCUUCACAAUAAAGAACAGAAUAAUAUAAUUAUUUUAAAAUCAUAUUUCCAUGCUUUUCUCAUAAGAGCUGAAUUAAUUAAACUUGCAAAUUCAAAUGAAAUUUCAUUAUAUUUAAAUGAUGGUAGUGGUAGUGGUAGUGGUGGUAGUGGUGAUUUUAGUCAUUCAAAAGAAUUAAAAUUAAUAAUGGAAAAUACAAAUACACAAUUAAAUGAAAAGUUUGAUUCCUUUUUAAAGGAUUUCACAAAUGACCAAAAUUGGAAUUUUAUACCAAGUUCCUCAACUUUAAUGUUUGAAAUUGGUGAAACCAAAAUAAAAUUAAAUAUUUAA
Molecule: messenger RNA, 1704 nt
Organism: Dictyostelium discoideum AX4
Lineage: Eukaryota; Evosea; Eumycetozoa; Dictyosteliales; Dictyosteliaceae
Product: DUF647 family protein
Exons: 3
Coding region: 1-1704 (567 amino acids)
Cellular component (GO): membrane
Source: RefSeq, a predicted model, not a curated record